AUGGAUAACCUUCACUUGAGUGUCAUAGCUGUGGUCCUUUACUGUCAUCUUCCUGGCGCAGCGGGAUCCAAGUCACAGCUGAAUCUUCUUGAUGCACGUCACCAUUCAGACUGCCGGUGGGGUGAGGAGCUCUUACUGAACUGUUCUUUUACCGGAAUAUCUACCAUUCCAGAGGCUGUCUCACAAACAGCAAUAACAGCUGAUUUUAGUUACAAUAAUAUUAAAACUUUCCUGUGCACCAGCGGAAGAAACAAAGAAUGGAUGCUAAAACACCUGAAUCUCAGUAACAACGUGAUUUCUGAACUCUCCUUAACUACUUGUAGGAAUUUACUUGCUUUAGAAACAUUAAUCCUCGAUGGUAAUGCCAUCCGCACCCUUACACUGGACUUACCUACACAGGCACAAGCUGAUCAUCUCCUGCCUGCUUUAAAAGUGUUGUCAGUGGAAAGAAAUAAUCUUAAUACAGUUCCAAGAGGACUAGGCCUGCUGCAGUCUCUGCAAACUGUCCAUCUGUCAUCCAAUGGCAUACAACAGAUUGAUCUGAAUGAUUUUCAGAACUGUUCACAGCUGAAGGACAUCAACUUGCAAAACAACCAGAUCACUAAAAUUCAUCCAGAUGCUUUCAGGGAGCUCAACAAAUUACAGGUGGUGGAUCUCCGUGGAAAUGCUCUGACCACCCCUCUACCACAGAUACUCAUCAGUUUGAACUCCUUUCAAAUUGAAGUGGAUCUGCCGAAUAAUGCCUGGAUAUUUCACUGCAGACUGAAUGCUUUCAAACCUUUCAUUCAUUUUCUUUUUGACCCCACGAGGAAAAAAAUGAGUAUUUCAUACAUUAAAUCUGGAACCAGCUCACAGAAACCUCUGCUCUAUCUUUCAAGUUGGCAUUUAAACUGCAGCAACAGUGUUUUGCUCAAGAGGGCCGUCAUCCCAACAGGAAAGGCACUGGUGCUAAACUGUAACUUGGACAACACAAGGGGUAAUAAUAACGGAGCCUCUUGGUGGACACCUAACGGCGGAAUUUCAAAAGAUGAUAGUCUUCCUCAUAUGACACUGGAUAAAAUGAAUAAUUUAGUGAUAUACAAUGCUGAGAAAACUGCUGAAGGGUUAUACUUGUGUAUUUCUAAUACAACAAAGAAGAAAUAUCUCAUCUAUGAUACACAGGUGAAAGAAAGGGGCUCAACAUUUUUGGUUCGCAAAGCCCGAGAUGCUAACGCUGCUUUUCGACAAGGAAGAACAGAGCAAGACCUGACACUGGCUGUCUGCCUCUCAGUGUUCAUUACGUUUGUUUGUGCUUUUUGCCUGGGUGCUUUUGCUAGACCCUACCUUGGAAGCCUGUGGAGACUCAUGCGCAGGAACAAGGAUUCAGCUUCAGAACAUACUUAUUCUAACCAAGCUUUUUCAGAUGAAACCUUGAGCAGAGAGUGCUCAUCAAGCACAAGCAAACCAACCAAUACACAGCACAGUUUGUUCACUUGUGAUGAGGAUUCUUCAAGAAACGUAUACGUUCUUCCUACAGAAACCUUUGCUUUGUAUGAAAACAUCACUGGUAGCAGUGUACGUGCACCAAAUACUGAAGAAGAGUACCAGAAACAAAGCAAUGAUGAGACCAAUGUGAAGAAAAAAGUAUUUUCAGACAUCAAAACUAGUAUCGGCAAUGAUGAAAAUGUAGAUGAUGAUAAUGGACUGUUUUCUGUAAGGAUAGAUGACAAGAACAGCAAGGAAGUAACACCAAGAAAAUUAAAGAGUAAUGACAUUUCACUACAGAAAGAUCCAAUAUAUGCAAAUAAUGAAGCCUCAGAGAAGAGCAGGAUCCCUCUCGUACACAGGAGAUCUAAUGCUGACUCUUACUUACAUCACACCGACUCUUCAGAUUCAGAUUUGUCCUUCAAGGGAGAAACUGGCUUUCCAUUUUCCACAAUACAAACACAUACAGUUGCACAAGAUCCUAGGAACAGCAAGGUAAGCAACAACUCUGGUCUGCUGCAAUCUGACAUCUCAAAGGCUACGCCAGAUUCUCCUGAAAGAAAAGGUAUUGUUCCACAUAAUGAAGCUAUGAGCACUACAAAAUGUAUGCCUGGAAGGCAAAGCUGUGAUGAACAACUUCAUCUAAACAGCAACAUAAAUCUAACCAGUGAUGUGGGAGAUUUUAUUUUACCCAGUAGCUGCAAGAGAAAUACAAAUACUGAGAAUUUAAGUGUCCACCAAACAAUAGAUAACGCUCCUCUUACAGAGUAUAACUGUAAAAUAGAACCCACAAACGGAAAAGAUGCUUCAGCAGAUAUGUUUGAUGAUAGUUCUUCAGAUGAGGGGGCUCCAUUCACAAUAAGUGACUGUAGUUCUUUAGCAGACUUUGAACUGGAACAAGCUGAUGUUAGAGACAACCUGUCUGUCUGUCAGUCAUCACUGGAGGAAGCUGAUAGGAACAGUGGAACUGAGAAGUGCUCAACGCUGACAGAGUCUGCAAACAUUGCUGCUGGACUUCAGCACGCUGGGGAAAAUGAAGACAAGAACAAUGCGGAUUUCGAACCCACUAUUAAUUAUGGGUCAGACCCCACCGUGCCUGAAACAGCAUCACCUUACGCUGAUAAAUGCAGCAGCCACAUAAGCAUGUCAGAUCCAGACACAACUAGUCCUACAGGUCAAGACGUUCCUGGUACAUUUUAUCGCUUUAUUAAUGCGGAGUCAGGAGCACAGAACUCAGUUCCUGAGUCUCUCCACAACCCAAGCGCAGAGUUUGGUAACACAUUACUUUCAUUAAAACAUUCUCCCAUGUAUGAUGCAGACACAGAGAACACUCCUGAAGAGGCUGAGCUGCAGCCAUAUCAGUUCCCCACCAAACCACAGCAUUCCCUCAGCUUCAGUCACACUGGACAAAAAGAAAAUGCACUAGAGGGAAGUAGAGAUGAACACACAGACAGAAACUCUUCUGGAAAGAAGCACGGUGAAGGCAGCAUUGCAUUAAGAAACACAUCUGAGGACAGUGAUUUCUUCUUUGCUCCCGUUGAUACUGGUUUGAAUGAAAUUGUUAAAACGGCAUCGCUACUGCCUUCCAGCAAUGACUCACCUCUUCACUCUCUGCCCGAACACACCACUGAAAAACAUCUUGUGGUUCUUACAGACACAGAAGACUUGCUACCACAGGGGAAGCAGGUGAACGCACCUGAGGCUCGUGCACAUACAUCGCAAAGAGGUUUUAAUGAGAAAAACUGUGAUGGAUACACAGAAUUACAGGAUACCAGGAACGGCAGCCUGCCUGAAGAAGCAUAUCUGCUCCAUCUUCACUCUUCUGGGAAAACACAACCAAUGUUCAACAGAGAAGAUCAUUUCCAACUGCAUCAGAGUGAUGAGGAUGCAUAUUCCUUCUCAGUCCCACAAGGCUUCUUCAGUGAAAGCACACGAUACAGUUCACGUUCAUUCCCACAAACAACUACAGGGAAUAUAAUCUCCAAAAGCACUGAUUCCAGCAAGGUGGAGGAUGACACAGAUGACACUACUUCGACAGGACUGCAGAACAAUUCUACAGCAGCUGUCAACCUCCAAAAUUCAAAUGAAAAACUCCAUCAAAAAGGUCAGAGCAAUUUAGGACAGGGUCAGGUUUUUGUUAAGAAGAAAAAAGCAUUUGAUGGGUUUGCUAAGGUUUUGGAAAGCAGAAGAACAAACUUCAAUAGCUGA
Nestor notabilis (Kea) is the source of this 3672-nucleotide messenger RNA. It is a transcript of the gene LRRC66, whose product is annotated as leucine rich repeat containing 66. Lineage: Eukaryota; Metazoa; Chordata; Aves; Psittaciformes; Psittacidae. The record is from RefSeq and is a predicted model, not a curated record. Bases 1 to 3672 code for a protein of 1223 amino acids. The transcript has 4 exons. Gene Ontology annotation, molecular function: protein binding. Gene Ontology annotation, cellular component: plasma membrane.